AUGGUGACAUUCACGGCACGCCGGAACGAGCCCGAGCUGGUGCGUCCGGCACGGCCGACGCCAGUCGAAACGAAGGCCCUCUCCGACCUCGAUGACCAGUUGCCGCUGAGGUUCUACGAGUCCAUCGUCGGGUUUUUCAAGAGCCCGCCGGGAGAGAACGUCAAACCGGGCAAGGUGGCGAGGGGCAUCAAGGCGGCCGUGGCCGGCGCUCUGGUGUACUACUACCCCAUGGCCGGACGCCUGCGCAAGCUCCCCGACGGGAACAGGCUCGUCGUGGACUGCACGGGAGAAGGGGUGGUUUUCGUGGAGGCGACCGCCGACGUGCGGCUGGCGGACCUCGGCGAGCCGUUGGUGCCGCCGUACCCGUGCGUCGAGGAGUUCCUGGGAGACGCCGGCGACACGAGAGAUGUGGUUGGCAAGCCUUUGCUCUUCCUACAGGUGACACAGCUAAAAUGUGGAGGAUUUGUUAUUGGGCUUCAUAUGUGCCACUGCAUUGCCGAUGGUUUUGGCAUCCUCCAGUUUAUCAAAACUAUCGCUGACUUUGCAUGUGGCGAACUUAUACCAACCACUUUGCCCGUGUGGAAACGAGACAUUUUCACAGCACGUAUGCCACCCUCCAUUGCACAUGUCUACCCAGCGUAUAAACCGUUUAUUCAUGGUUUACAGUGCACGGGAGAUGACGUGAUGCUAUCAACUCCACCAGAAUCUAUGGAAGUGCAAUAUUUAUUCUUUGGACCAAAAGAGAUUGAUACUUUGAGAAGUCACAUCCCAGAGCAGCUGUCCAAAUCCACUACAACAUUUGAGCUCAUUACAGCUGUCAUGUGGCGGUGUCGCACAUUGGCACUAGGUUAUGGGCCAAGUGAGAAGGUGCGUGUCAUGUUUACUUUGAAUACACGGGGCAGAAGCAUUAAUGGUGAAAGUGUAGUCCCGCGUGGUUACUAUGGAAAUGCACAUUUCUCUCCCAUGGUUGAAGUCACCGUGGAUGAGCUAGCUACAAAGCCACUUGCAUCUAUACUUGAGAAAAUGCGCAAAGUCAAGUGGGACACCACAAAGGAGUGUAUGAAGUCAAUGGUGGAUUUGUUAGCAUUAUGGCGGGAGUGGUCACCUUUCGGUAUGGACAGAACUUAUGAGGUUAGUGAUACAAAGUGGGUUGGAGGAAAGGCACUAAAGUUCGGGAAAGCCGAGCUGGUUGCUGCCGGCACACCUCAUGCCGGGGAUUUCACUUCAAAGUUGAUAAGCUAUCACACCAAGUGUAAGAAUAUAGAUGGUGAGGACUCCACCGUGGUCUCAAUCUUACUACCAAAACCGGCAAUGGAGAAGUUUACAAAGGAGAUGGAAAUUUGGUUGAAGAAAUGA
This is a messenger RNA of Lolium rigidum, 1356 nucleotides long. Its product is annotated as acyl transferase 1-like. The transcript is spliced from 2 exons. Bases 1 to 1356 code for a protein of 451 amino acids. Lineage: Eukaryota; Viridiplantae; Streptophyta; Magnoliopsida; Poales; Poaceae. The record is from RefSeq and is a predicted model, not a curated record.